Molecule: messenger RNA, 1066 nt
Organism: Stylophora pistillata
Lineage: Eukaryota; Metazoa; Cnidaria; Anthozoa; Scleractinia; Pocilloporidae
Source: RefSeq, a predicted model, not a curated record
UUGGCAGUGUUUUACUCUGCAGACCGCCUAGAGCUAACAAAUGGUGAUGGUUGGGAAAGGGUGUGGGUUAAAAUUAGUCCCAUGACGUCAUUCCGAAUGUACGGUCUCUUGAGCCAUCACCCUUGAAGAAAUUAAAGGGUCCAAUCUAACAAACAUUCUAGAAAUAUUUUAACGUUCAUACUGAGGAAAGAAGACGUUUCCAAGGUUGUAUAAGAAAGAAAGUCUUGCCCGUUCGCUGGUUACUUCUUUCAUAUCUUCGACAUCGUCCCUCGACGUUGUUUAAGUUCACAGAAACGUAAUUACCAGACACCACUGUCGAUUUUGAGCAAUGGAAGAUAUCACUUAUGCUUGUCCUCGCCAAAAAUUCAUGGAGGAUCCGGGAAUUCAAUGGCGUGAAGGGAAACCUGAUUUCACCCAGGUUAAUAAAGCUUAUUUAGAGGGUAGGACAAGAAUUCAUAAGGAAGGUUCGUUAGAAAAGAUUGUUGAGGAUCUGGUGAAAUCAUGGGAAAUGGAAGCUUCGCAUAAAACUAACACUGAGGAUUGGCAAAGUGUUGACACAGAGGCUUUCACCAUUAGGGCAAACAACCAGCGCUCGUUUUGCUUGAAGGAACUGAUUGAGGAGGGAAACUACAACGCACUUAUGCAAAACCAACCGCUGUACAACUGCAACACUCAUUCGUUUCAAACAUCACAUGAUUCGUUCAGGUCUGCAUUCAAUCAAGGGUUUCCAUGGGAACUGAUGGAAGUAUUUUCAGGACCCCCACGAGUGGCCUUUUCGUGGCGCCAUUGGGCCCACUGGACGGGCCCCUACAAAGAAAGGGCCCCAACGGGCGAACUUCUUGAAAUGUAUGGAAUGGCUGUGGCCGAGGUGGACGAGAACCUAAAAAUCAAAUCAAUUGAUGUUCAUUAUGAUCCUAACCAGCUUUUGAUGAAGUUGGAAGGAAGGAGUGUUGAAUACCAGCAACAGGAAGGUCGUCGAUGAAGCGUCCUCAUGACGCUCAUAGCUCAAAAGCUGUCGGUUUAAUAGUAUAAUAAAGAGAAUAAAAACUGCUUUACUGAAUAAAAA